AUGCAGUCCUGUGAAUGGAGCAGCAAAAAGACUCGUGUCUGGAAGUGCGUCGUCUGGGUGCCUGAAGAACAGCUAAACCUGGUGGCGACUCACGCUGAGCUGCGCUCCGCUUCAAGCCGCGGGAGCCCGUCAAUGUCUAAGCUCGACGGUCUGCGCAGAUCUCGCGUUCGCGGGCCUCUGUGUCUCUGUGUGCUCGUGCGGUCUCUGAACAGCAAGCGAACUUAUGCACAUCACGACAAACAAGCCUGCGGUCUAAGAGGCUGUCCUUCGCAGUCUGCCUGUGCAGCCCCGCAAAAGCAGCAUCAGCCUGUUCCAGAUCGGCGCCUAGCCUGUGUGUUUGCCGCCCGCCUUCCUCCUUCCUCUUCGUCUUUAUCUUCCUCUGCGCCUGAGUUUUCCGCGCGCUCUGCGCGCCCCUCUCGAGUUUCGCUGCCCGGCUGCGGCGGCGACUUCUCUUUGCGCGGCGGCCUUCAACUGUCUACUCUCUCGCUGAGUCUUCCACUGCUGCACCUCGUGCUGCCUCGAGUGUCUGUCUCUGUGCCCCCCUCCUCUAUUCUGCUUCAACUGCGCAGACGCUUCGUCUUUCCCUCUCUUCUCGCGCCCUGUACGCACGGCGCAGAUACUGCCGCCCCCCCGCACCGUGGCGUGUCUCUUUUGCGCGGCUCCAGUCUCGUGUGCAGAUUUCUGGGGCGAGUCUUCGACUCGAUCCCUCGGCCGCGACUCAAACCGCCACUCCGCCGCCGAAAGAUCGAUUUUCUUUUUCCCGGAGAAGGACAGAAAAGCGCCGUUCCUCGUGGAAUCGCGGCACCCGACGAGGGAGGGCAGCGACGCAACCUGUUCGCUGGAGACGCAGAAGCGAAAGGAGGAGACUCAGAGGGAAGAAGUGACGAGGAUGUACUGCGGGGGAGGAGCGCGGAGAGGCGAGCUGACAAGGCCCCGGGGCAGACAGGGUCAUGGCAAGACAGCGAGAGAGACAGACAUCCGCGGCGGGCGGGCGUCGAGGACUCUGAGCCUUCGGGAGUAGCAGAGGACGCACAGGAAGAUGCAGGAGCUGCUUCGCGCCCCCGCUGCAAGCGUCCCUGUCCAUCAGGAGCUCCAGCGGGGGAUCGGCAGGGUGAGCCACACGCCUCUUUCGAUUCGGGGGACGGAGGGCGAGCGCCUUGCCUGGGGCUGAGUUCCUCGUUUUUUUUCGCGAUUCUCCAGAGACAUGCGUAUGCCCUAGGAAAUUGGAUUGCCCCCGCAGUCGGCGUGGAUGUGCACCCAGCUAGCAAAAGGGUAAACCUUGUCGCCGAGGCCAUACCUUCGCGUUUUGCUGUGUCGCCCUUCUUCGCCUUGCCUCCGGCGCCUUUUCUGCCUCCCGUUCUUUCACUGGUCCUCCUCCCCAGUGGGCUUCUGCUUCUCUCUGCUGGGCUUGACCUCGCGAAGUCCAUCUGCCACGUUCCUUCUCUUUUGCUUUCCCCAUGGCAAACGAGCGCUGCGCGUCUCUUACCUGCGCGCCGCCCGCCUCCUCCUCCGCUCGCCUCCGCAGUGCCCUCCUCACGCAGUCGUCUUUCUCGCAGCGUCGCGCUUCCUGCUUGCCUCCUUCCACGGUGCGAAGGAAGCGGACUCUUCGGCUCGCGGCGCCUGUGGUUCAGCUCGUUUUUCAGUUUGACAGACCAACGUCUCGCGCGGCUUUCUCGCUUUCUGCAAGUCCAGCUGAAGGCCAGUGUGGACCUUCGGACUUGGCUGGAUACUCGCAAGCUCGCGUGGAAGUGCGUCGUUUUCCUCGGAGACAUCCCGCCCUCGUACUGCUUUGAGCGCGACCAGACCCCGAUGUGCUCGACUCUCGGCGACGGCGCGUCGUGGAUCUUUUCUUUGUCGCGUCGCCUCUUGAACAGACUAAGUCGCACCACGCCACAGCAAGGCAACGAGAGAGGGGCGGAUGCAGAUGCUGCGGGAUCCUCUCCUCGCGGCGCCGCGGGGCUUCUGUCGAUGCGAGCUCAAUCUGAUGACGCGUGCGAUAGAAAGCCGCCAAACAGCUUCGCAAAGUGGCUUUGCGACACACAGUUGGCUGUAUCGCGGCCCUCUCUCCACACGCCGCUGGGAGACAGUGUAUACACCCCUGACGAACUCGACAGCGACGGAGAUUACCCCUUCCGCGCAUCGCAGACAUUCGCAAUUUUCUCAGAGGCGGCUGGUGACAGCGAUGCAGGUGCAGCACCCGAACUGUCAGAGGCGAGCGGAGGUGCUUCCACAGACAGGAGAGAGAGCGGCGGGGAAAUGAAUCAGCAGGCGCGCUUCCACCAACAGGCGAGAGAGGCGAGAAAUGGCAGUGUGGCGCGGCGCGAGGGAGGCGGAGAUAGAACAAGGCAGGACGAACUUGCGAUGGAGGACGUUGCGCGUGCGGAAGGGGGCGGAUGCAGAGUGCGCCAGCCAAAGAGAAGAACCGGGAAGGUCUUCUCGCUCUCCGUAGAUGGAAGCGUCAGUUUCGCUCCUGGCAACGCGGCGCUUGCAUUCGAUGUGCAGAGGUGGUGCGUUGCGCGAGGGACAGAAAGUGCAGAAAAUCCGCAUCGCGCGAAUCCAGCGAAAUCUCCGCAGGUCGCGCGCCACCAAAGCAGAGAAACCGAGUCGGCAGCGCCCGGGAAAGGAGAAACCCGCACACGUGUAGAAGCGGCUGUCACUGAGUCCCCGCCAUGGGGGGUGAUUCUCGAUGUAGGGACGCUCCGCGUUUGCGCGAAGAGAGCGAUUUUCAGAAUCGAGUUUCUUUAG
Messenger RNA from Besnoitia besnoiti, 2745 nucleotides. RefSeq lists its product as uncharacterized. The transcript is spliced from 3 exons. The record is from RefSeq and is a predicted model, not a curated record. NCBI's taxonomy places the organism in Eukaryota, Apicomplexa, Conoidasida, Eucoccidiorida, Sarcocystidae. The coding region runs from base 1 to 2745 and encodes 914 amino acids.